This is a messenger RNA of Prorocentrum cordatum, 847 nucleotides long. The record is from the annotation of a GenBank genome assembly. NCBI's taxonomy places the organism in Eukaryota, Dinophyceae, Prorocentrales, Prorocentraceae.
GGCGUUCCAAGUUCACGCGCUGGAAAUACUCUGCCUGAGCGAGCUCGGGGAGAUCCGAAGGGGCAUCGGCGAGAACAUCCCAGGAGGCGAUGUCUGUGCCUGGAUUCAAGAACUGCUUGUUGACAGCGCGGCACCGCCUGCCCGUGUGUACGUUGACGGACACUACGCGACGAUCGCGAAGUCCAACCGAGUGGCGGUGCUUCAGCGCAGGCUCGUCAGCGACUUCGCGCAGAACCAGCCAGACGGGCGCUUCCAGCACCUCCGUGUUCGCGUUGACGACGACAACGAGCCCGUGUCCAUCGUCAAUUAUCGCUUCAUCUGGGGCGGCGACAUCAUUCAGCUCACCGCCCUGGUGCAGAAUAUCGAUGAAGGCUACGCAGCCUGCCAGGUAUCGAUUGACUCCGGCGCUGCGCAGCCUGGAUCACUGCAGCUGGUCUUCUCUCACCCGAUGAGGUUCAAACACGGCGACAUUGGUGCGUUCUUCGACGGAGUGAGUGAUGCCCCUGACCUCGUUGUGGCCAGGGUGUUUGUGCCUCGAGACCUCGAGAGUGCGGCUGGGCCUUCGCCGGUUCUGCGAAUCACAGAUGCGCACCUUCCGCUGACGCGGGAAUCGACGCGCAGCCCGCCGAGCAACGCUGCGCAGCCUGCCACCUCCUCCAACGUGGUACGCAGGCCCGCCACGCCCCGCGCCAACGCCAUCUGCGGCAGCGACGCCUCCGCCGAAGCAGCGUUGCAGGGGGUGCUCGAGAAGAUCGGCAGAGACUUCCUGUUCGUAGCCUCGUCGGACGGCCGCUUCGAGGCGGCAGCUGCUCCGCGCAUCGCAGAGAAGCUGGAGGAAUUCUUGCGG